This is a messenger RNA of Meleagris gallopavo (turkey), 1639 nucleotides long. NCBI's taxonomy places the organism in Eukaryota, Metazoa, Chordata, Aves, Galliformes, Phasianidae. The record is from RefSeq and is a predicted model, not a curated record.
GCACGUCUCUGCCCCCUGCAGCCCAUGGACACAGAAGCUGAGCUGCAGUUUCGCCCGCGGAUGGGGAAGGCGGCCUCGGCUCCUCUGUUGCCAGAAGUGGAGGCUUACCUGCAGCUGCUCCUUGUUAUCUACCUGAUGAACAGCAAGCGAUAUCCGGAGGCUCAAAAAGUGUCUGAUGACCUGAUGCAAAAGAUCAGCUCCCAGAACCGCCGGGCCCUUGACCUGGUGGUGGCAAAGUGUUAUUACUACCACUCCCGCAUCUAUGAAUUCCUGAAUAAACUCGAUGUGGUCAGGAGCUUCCUGCACGCCCGGCUGCGGACGGCCACGCUGCGCCACGAUGCAGACGGCCAGGCCACGCUGCUCAACCUGCUGCUGAGGAAUUAUCUCCACUACAACCUCUACGACCAAGCGGAGAAACUCGUCUCCAAGUCGGUGUUUCCCGAGCAGGCCAACAACAACGAGUGGGCCCGGUACCUCUAUUACACAGGGCGCAUCAAGGCCAUUCAGCUGGAGUACUCGGAGGCCAGGAGGACCAUGACGAACGCUCUGCGGAAGGCACCGCAGCACACAGCUGUUGGCUUCAAGCAGACAGUGCACAAGCUGCUCAUCGUGGUGGAACUGCUGCUCGGGGAGAUCCCGGAUAGGCUGCAGUUCAGACAGCCGUCCCUGAAGCGCUCGCUCAUGCCGUACUUCCUGCUGACUCAGGCCGUCAGGACUGGGAACCUGGCCAAGUUCAACCAAGUCCUCGAUCAGUUUGGGGACAAGUUCCAGGCCGAUGGCACCUACACACUGAUCAUUCGUUUGAGGCACAACGUCAUCAAGACGGGUGUCCGCAUGAUCAGCCUCUCCUACUCCCGCAUCUCCCUGGCUGACAUUGCCCAGAAGCUGCAGCUGGACAGCCCCGAGGAUGCGGAGUUCAUUGUUGCCAAGGCCAUCCGGGAUGGCGUGAUUGAGGCCAGCAUUAACCACGAGAAGGGCUACGUGCAGUCAAAAGAGAUGAUUGACAUCUACUCGACCCGGGAGCCCCAGCUGGCGUUCCACCAGCGUAUCUCCUUCUGCCUCGACAUCCACAACAUGUCAGUCAAGGCCAUGAGGUUCCCACCCAAAUCUUACAACAAGGACUUGGAAUCUGCAGAGGAGCGCCGGGAGCGCGAGCAGCAGGACCUGGAGUUCGCAAAGGAGAUGGCAGAGGACGAUGACGACGGUUUCCCGUGACCUCUGGCCUGGCUCUGUUUUUUUUAUUUGUCCUUAGGGAAAAUGCUGUCUGAGGAGAGCUGCCCCACGCGGCCCCGGUCCCCCCUCUGCCUUUCUUUUAUAAGUACCUGCAUGUCUGUACUGGGAGUGGGGGGCACGCAGGGUUCAUCGGCCCCCAGCCACAGGCCCUGACCUCCUGUUCCCUCACCCACAGAGGGAAACCCCUUCCCCAAUAAACAAACAUUCUUUUGAGGUUGCCUGUGGUCAGUUGUUGCUGAGCCCUGUGGGGCACACACAGAUCCAAGAGAGUGGGAGCUCCUGUGGCCGGGGCCGCGAUAGCGGGGCUCCCUGGGCAUCACUGUUACCCCUACAGCUCUUGCACUGAUUGAGGGGUCAGACUUUGUUAAGCUUCAAUUAUGACUUUAAAAUAAAACUUGGAAAAACA